AUUGCAAUUUCCUCAAGGACUCUAUGGACUACUGACGAAGCGGUAGAGGAAGUGGCACAUCGCAAGUCAGUGUCCCGAUCAAACAACUUCAACUUGUGCUCAGGGUCAGGGCCCUGAGCGGAAUGACGCGAAUACCCACACCCAUGUGCACGUAAGGAUCAUGCCCAUAAAGCGCUUGAACAGUGCUCCGUGUCAAUACAGUCGACUUUCGUCAUGCUGAUACAACUCUCGGCUGUCUUUGCUGUCAUUUCCACCGCUUGGGCCUGUGCUGACGGCGAUGGGCACGUCCAUGAACAUCCUAGGAGAGCAAAUCCUUCGUCUCCACUAACCCCACCGACUCGACCAUUGGAAUGGGGCGAUAUCAAUAUCAUUCACACCACGGACAGUCAUGGAUGGCUUCUCGGUCACCAAAAGGCUUCGUUCCCAGAGCCUAACUACAGUGGUGACCUAGGUGACUUUGCGUCGUUCGUGUCACAUAUGAAGAAGAUAGCAGUCGAGAAAGAUGUGGACCUUCUGCUCGUGGACUCCGGGGACCUACACGAUGGCACCGGUUUAUCGGAUGGUUACCCUCCCGGCGGUGUCGAUGGUCAUGAAACUACUAAGUUUCUCGCCGAACUUCCUUACGAUGUCAUGGCCAUUGGAAACCACGAAUUAUACGUUUAUGCUGACACUCUUGACAUGCAUCUAAAUCUGGCACCGAAGCUGAACGGUCGAUAUCUUUCGUCCAAUGUCAACAUUACUUUGGCCGAUCAGAACAACAACACUGUCGAUGUACCUGUGGGUAGCCGAUUUGCCAAGUUCAAGACGCAGAAGGGUCGAACGGUUACUGCGCUUGGAGUUAUCUAUGACUUCACCGGAAAUGAUCAAAACACCACUGUCCAGAAGGUCGAAGAUAUGGUCAAAGAGUCAUGGUUCUUGGAAGCUAUCAAGGAUGAACCUGACUUUUUUCUGCUAGCCGGACACAUGCCCGUUUCUCGUGACAAUUGGCCUUUGGUUUUCAAUGCCGUACGCGCCGUUCAUGCAACAACGCCUAUUCUCAUUCUCGGCGGUCACACUCACAUCCGGGACUGCCUUCAACUUGACGGCCGAUCUAUGUCACUGGAAAGCGGGCGUUAUAUGGAGACUGUUGGUUGGAUGAGUACGUCACUUGACGGCACGAAUGGGUCCAACAAUCUUACUUUUAGCCGACGCUACUUAGAUACUAAUCGUGUCACUUAUGAGUAUCACACCCAAGAAAACCAGGCUUCUUUCGAUACAAAGAAAGGACAAGCAAUCACUGCGGGACUGCUUCAGCUCGCUGUUGACUUUGACUUAAACUUUACAUUCGGAAUAGCCCCACAUGACUUUACACUCACCCGGGCGCCAUAUCCCUCCAACGACUCACAAUUAUCCCUCUUUGCUGAAUUGGCUACACCGUAUGCGUUAUCUGUCAACAACAGUCGUGCCAACAACCCCAACUAUAUGCUCGUCAACUCCGGUUCGCAGCGCUUCGAUAUUUAUGCCGGAACGUUCACCAAGAAUGAUCAGCUUACUGCAUCUCCGUUCACGGACAUAUUCUUCUACAUACCUGAGGUUCCGCUUUCUGUGGCCCUGGAUACUCUGCAGAUAAUGAAUGAGAAUGGUUCAGAAAAUCGGAAGAGAAGCUUGGGGCGGGAGGAAGAGCUAUACAGACGAGGAGAUGUCCGAGCCAGGUAUAUGGACUGGCUAAGCGAAAUGGGGCAACGAUCCAUCGAUCUAGGAAGGCGCGAUACAAAUAAUUUGACGUUGGGAUAUGUUACUACUGAUUCCUGCCCGGGUGUUGGCGACGAUAUCAUUCACACACCACUUCCCUUUUACUCUAUACCUGACUUUAUCGCGUCCAUCCCACCGGACGUCUCGAACGACACACUUAUCGACUUCGUCUUCGUCGACUUCGUAGUGGAUCAGGUGGUGGAGACUUUGAAUAUUGUACAGUCGGACAAGGAAUAUGUGUCGGGUGACGUGGGGACAUAUAGUACGCUUGAGACAAGCGAAGUCCUAGGUAUAUACGCGCAGUUUGCGUGGAACUAG
Guyanagaster necrorhizus is the source of this 2049-nucleotide messenger RNA. RefSeq lists its product as uncharacterized. Gene Ontology annotation, biological process: nucleotide catabolic process. Gene Ontology annotation, cellular component: cytosol. The transcript is spliced from 19 exons. Bases 214 to 2049 code for a protein of 611 amino acids. Gene Ontology annotation, molecular function: hydrolase activity. Lineage: Eukaryota; Fungi; Basidiomycota; Agaricomycetes; Agaricales; Physalacriaceae. The record is from RefSeq and is a predicted model, not a curated record.